Colletotrichum orchidophilum is the source of this 870-nucleotide messenger RNA. RefSeq lists its product as uncharacterized. The record is from RefSeq and is a predicted model, not a curated record. The coding region runs from base 1 to 870 and encodes 289 amino acids. NCBI's taxonomy places the organism in Eukaryota, Fungi, Ascomycota, Sordariomycetes, Glomerellales, Glomerellaceae. The transcript has a single exon.
AUGGCGCCAACCUCGCCGUCCUCCGCCUCCGCAGCGAUGCCCAAACUCCCCGCCUCGGCCGACUUCAACGCCCUCUACAACCGCAUUUCCCUCGCCUCCGCGAAACAAGCAACCUUCCUGACCUCAAUGCGCGCAAAGUACCCAUCCCUAGCAAGACCCGCUUCGGCGUCUACAUCAGCGACCAACCCAAACAACGCUGCGGCAGGUACCUUCUCGUCAAUGUCGAAACCAACCACCACAACAUUACCACAGCCAACAGCCUCAACCCGCCGCGCCCAAGCCGACGACGCAGAACUCCGCUUUGAGAACCCCAACGCGGGCCUAGGCUUCGCCACUUCAAAAUCAGACCAGGCUACCUCCGCAGCGACCCGGGACCUAAGCCGCCGCCUCCUCGGCAACAAACGAGGAGGCCGCGCCGCAGACGACCCAAAAGCCCUCGCCGCCGCGGCGCUGAAGAAACGCAGACUACAAGACGAUGAGAGUGAUGAGGAGGAAGGGAGAAGCAGCCUCGGCAAUCGGAAGAAGAAGACAAAGGUCCGCCAGGAGAUUUCUGAACCCGAGGUGUUGCUCGGGCCCCCAGACGCUCGGAACGAUGUCGAGAUGCGCGGGUGCGGGUCGCGUGACGCCGUGGACCACACCAAGAAUGACGAAGACGACAAGGAGGACGCCCCUAUUCCUAAUCCGUCCCGCGAGGUGAUAGCGCCGGUGGACCCCGCCGAGGAGGUUGAUAAUCGAACCGAGACAGGCGAAGCCUCGAAGGAGAAAAAAAAGAAGAAGAAGAAGAGGAACAAGGAGAACAAGAAGAAUAAGGCGGCAGCGGCGGCGGCGGAAAGUAACAUUGGAGCCGCCCACCAGAUACCAGUGGCAUAG